This is a messenger RNA of Pseudoliparis swirei, 3927 nucleotides long. It is a transcript of the gene pogza, whose product is annotated as pogo transposable element derived with ZNF domain a. The record is from RefSeq and is a predicted model, not a curated record. Gene Ontology annotation, biological process: regulation of transcription by RNA polymerase II. Lineage: Eukaryota; Metazoa; Chordata; Actinopteri; Perciformes; Liparidae. The transcript has 24 exons. Bases 9 to 3326 code for a protein of 1105 amino acids. Gene Ontology annotation, molecular function: DNA-binding transcription factor activity; RNA polymerase II cis-regulatory region sequence-specific DNA binding.
AACAGGUAAUGGAGGUGAUGGAGCUACAGAGUGCAGCAGGAGGAGGGGCCAACCUGCUGAUGUUCUGCAAGGAGGAGGAGGAGGUGGUGGAGAGAGAGGAAGAUGAGGAGGAGGAGGAAGAGGAGGUGGAGAGAGAGGAAGAAGAUCAGGAGGAGGAGGAGGAAGCUCUGGUUUCUGCAGAGGAGGAAACGGACCUCCCACCAGUCAGGACCCUGUCCAUCCCGGGUCACCCAGACCAGAGCCCCCCCCCACACCUCAACACACUGAAGUCCUCAGGUGCUCCUCUGGGCUUCAAGCUGAAUGGCCGCCUGCUGACUGGAGGCGGUGCUGCAGAGCUGAAGCUGAGUGCUCAUCCCGUAGGGUCAGCCAGCGGGUUCACUAAAGUCCAGAUCCACGAGCCUGCAGUCCAGACUUCCACCCCCGUCAUCACAGGUGUGGUCUCAGGUGAAGCAGCUCACAAGGUUCUGAGCAUCUGCAAGUCUAGCCCCCCGCCCUCCUCUCCGUGGACCCGGGGGCCCCCGCAGACCCCCGAGCCGCCCGGUUCCCCCAGCGGCAGCAGACCUCCUCACAAACUGCAGGUCAAAGGUCCGCUUGGCCCCGCCUCCCCUCCCAACUGUCUGGUCUGCAGGUCUCGGUACAAACUGGUCACGGCGCUCAGAGGGUUCAUGUGUCUGUGCAGCCCUGCGAUCGCUCAGAGUCUGAAGAACCUGAAGAAGAAGAAGAAGAAACCCCUGAGGAGGAGCAGAGGCCAGAAGAAGACCCCCAGAGACCCCCAGACCUACAGCAAGGUGUCCAGGACUCGACCGGGACCCCCUGCUAGGACCCACGGACCGCCUGAGGACUUCCUGUCCGCCCGGCUCCCCAGCCCGAGCCCCCCCCCCUCCUCUACCUGCAGCCCCCCGGCCCCCGCCCCCCCCCACGGGAAACUGGUGAUCAUGGUGGAGGACUUUUACUACGGCCGCGCCUCGGAACCGAGCGUUCGCCCCGAGGUCCUGGACCACAGGUUUACUGGACCGUACCGCUGCAUCCACUGUGAGGUCACCCUGAGCAACAACAUCCAGCUGAUGGCCCACAUGCAGCAGCACUCCCAGGAGGGCGAAGCCUCUCGCUGUCCUCAGUGUUUCCGUCACUUCCUGUCUCCAGUCAGGCUGCAGGCUCACAUCAAGGCGGUGCACAGCCAGCACCUGUCCACAGCAAAGUGUAAAAUCUGUGAGCUGCAGUUUGUGGAUGAAGCAGCGUUCCUGUUGCACAUGAAGAGCUCGCACAAGCCGGGAGAGAUGCCCUACAGCUGCCAGGUGUGUAACUUCCACUCGUCCUUCUACUCAGACGUCUGGUCUCACUUUCAUCAGUUUCACUCCAACACUAAAAACCUGCUGUGUCAGUUCUGCCUGAGAGUGAUGCGGAGCAACACCUGCUACCAGCAGCACUUCACCAGACACCAGAAGCACAUGUUCGGCUGUGAUAAGUGUCGUCUCCACUUCUUGUGCAUCAAAGAACGUAUUGAACACAAAGUGAAACACAGAACUCACGUCAGACCUCCACAACUCAUCGGACUGAAGCCUGGAACCACGGUGACCGUGAGGACGUAUUCUGUGGACGGAGGACGAGACGGAGAAGACCUGAAGCCGCUCAAGGUCUGUUCCUGUUACACACAGAAUCUGCUGCUGGCCCUCAGUCAGGAGAGUGUCUCUCGCCCCCCUCAGCGGUGUCUCGAGUGCCUGUCCCUCUUCCAGGACUUCCAGGUGCACUUCCCGUCUCUGGUGCUCUGCUCGCUGUGCAACUUCAUCACCUGCUGCUCCACCAGCUACGCCAACCACAUGAUCAACAACCAUUCCACCUGCAGGAGGACCCCCCCGUACCUCACCAUCUUCAGGUCGCAGGCCAGGGGGGCUCAGAGCUUGAGGUGUGUGUCGUGCACCUUUACGACCUGCAGAGGAGACGCGAUGGCCGAUCACCUGAUGAAGAGAAAAGAUCAUCAGUGCAUCAUUUUGAAACACAACGAGUUGCGUGUUGACGGAGAGAACCAACAACCAUCUCUCAGUGUGACAUCACUCGUAGGUCAUGGAGGCGGAGCCUUUAUCCCCAUCCACCUCCUCCCCUCCGGUCAGACCGGAGCCCUGCUGUCAGUCACACACAUCAGCUCCCCCCCGCCCCUCUCCUCCCCCCCCGCCAUGACCAUCAAGAUCCUGGGGCCCCGCCCACAACCGGAGCAGGCCUCGGCCCUGACGGCCGCCCAGCUCUCGGUGGUCCUCUUCUCUCUGUGCCACGGCCUCCCCCCGGCCUGCUGCCGGUUCCGGCUGAGCCACCAGACGAUCCGCUCGUGGACCCGGCAGCGGGAGCGCCGGCUGGCGGGCAGGAAGUGGAUCUGGAGGACGGAGAAGCUGGAGGAGUGGGUCCUGAUCCAGCACGAGCAGCAGCUGAGUCCCAGCAGAGCCUUCCUGCUGCGCUCGGCCAGGAGCGCUCUGGGCCAGCGGCGCCCCCUGCUGGACUGUUACGGCUGGAUCGUGGACUUCCUGCUCACGCACCAGCUCGGCCUGCAGCCCACCAGACACCACCGAAGAAGACUGCCGAAGACCAUCAGAGACACCAGCCGCCUGUUCAAGAGCUCGCUGGCCACACAGAGCCGAGCGGUUCCCCCUCACGGCGUGGGCUCCAUGGACGAGUUCUCCAUCUUCCUGGACCUGGACCAGUUCUCCCAGCAGAACCCUUCGGCCCUGCGGCUGUCCGGUUCUCCGGAGGACCUCCCCGUGUUUGACGUGGUCCUCUCCGCCCUGUCCGACGGGAGGCUCCUCCCCCCGCUGCUGUUCUUCAGAGGGGCGGAGUCACGCGUUCCCAACGGGUUCCCCGACAACGUUCUGCUGGCGGCUCGCCAGGAAGGGUUCUCCGACCCGGAGCGCCUCCGCGUCUGGACCGACCGGGUGUGGCGCCCCCUUGUGGCCUCGCGGGUUCAGGGCCCGACCGUGUUGAUGAUGGACGUCUACCGGGGUCACCUGGCAGACGAGUUCAGGGCCCGCUUGACCUCCAUGUCCACAGGCUCCGCCCUCUUCCCCCCCGGGAGCCGCCGCCUGCAGCCGCUGCACGUCUGUGUGACGCCGGUGCUCAGCGGCUUCCUGCAGGCCCGGUGGACUCAGCUGGUCUCUGGUGGGGGUCUGGGGGGUCUGGGGGGUCUGGACCAGCUGGCCCUGACGGUGGCCUGCUGGCUCAGUGAAGUGACCUCCACCGUGACCUCUGAGACGCACCUCCUCCGCAGGUCGUUCCUGUCGGUGUGUGAGCUGCAGGAGGAGGAGGAGGAGGAGGAGGAGGAGAGAACCUCAUCACAGCCCUGACGAAGGCUCUGGUCCAGCAGCCUGACUCCUCAGAACCACAGCUGGAGCUGCUGCUAGUGAUGGAGGAGGAGGAGGACCCUGAAGAGGUGAUAGAGGAGGAGUACCCUAAGGAGGAAGAGGAGGAGCACCCUGAAGUGAUGGAGGAGGAGGAGGAGGACCCUGAAGAGGUGAUGGAGGAGGAGCACCCUAAGGAGGAGGAGGAGCACCCUGAAGAGGUGAUGGAGGAGGACCCUAAGGAGGAAGAGGAGCACCCUUAGGAGGAAGAGGAGGAGCACCCUAAGGAGGAAGAGGAGGAGCACACUGAAGAGGUGAUGGCGGAGGACCCUAAGGAGGAAGAGGAGCACCCUUAGGAGGAAGAGGAGGAGCACCCUGAAGAGGUGAUGGCGGAGGACCCUAAGGAGGAAGAGGAGCACCCUUAGGAGGAAGAGGAGCACCCUGAAGAGGUGAUGGAGGAGCACAAACGUGUUUUAUUUGCUGACGUAAUGUGCAGCGAUGUAAAUACAGAGUCUUGUUGUUGACCUUUGACCUUUGGCCUGUAAAUAGAGUUUUCUGGAAAAUGAAUUGAGAUAUUUUACGGAAGAAUAAAGAUAGAGAUAUAGAA